This is a messenger RNA of Oncorhynchus gorbuscha (pink salmon), 4135 nucleotides long. It is a transcript of the gene sack1c, whose product is annotated as family with sequence similarity 83 member C. Bases 333 to 2117 code for a protein of 594 amino acids. NCBI's taxonomy places the organism in Eukaryota, Metazoa, Chordata, Actinopteri, Salmoniformes, Salmonidae. The transcript is spliced from 4 exons. The record is from RefSeq and is a predicted model, not a curated record.
AACGGAAGAAAACGGGACGAGGGCGAGACCUACCUGAAUGUGUCCAAUAGAAACUCUUGUUUUUGUUGCAAAACGCAACUUCUUGGACUAAUGGUUACACCCUGGUGAGGAAGAGGCGGUGUGCUUCUGAACAGACUAUUAGACCAACAAUACGAAAGCCCCCGCGGGAAUAGCCUACAGUCGCUGUCAUGAUCGGCAACUAGAGAAGUCCAGUCCAUUUCAGCGCAGGCCGUUUUUAUAAAGAGACUACUAGUUUUUAGAGAUUUACAUUUGCUAUAUGCCUGUAAGAGUACUGUAGUGCAGGAGAGUACACUUAGUGCUGCGUAGGCACAAUGAUGAGCUCCGAAGCGCUCCGGCCGACACAGAACUCCGGGCGCAAAGCGCUUGGUAAACUCGCCAGCAGGUUAGAAGAAGUGAAGAACCCAUGGCGACAAGGCUCGACGCUCGAACUCAGCCACAACGAGGCGGCCAGGUUGGCAACCGACGCUCUGUUGGAGUCUGGGGAGAAGGAAUACAGACGAGUUCUGACAGAGGAAAGGGAAUUAAAUUUUCUCUCGCCGCUUGAGAUUCAUUAUAUUACGGAGAAUGCAGCCAAGAACUGUAGCUCCGAAAACAGCUCAAAUGGCACCGAGGGGGACAUUGGGGAGGGGGAUACGGUGUCGGAGCUUACCUCGGGGACCUAUUUCCCAAUGAUGUCCGACGAAGAGCCACCUAUUCUGGAACUAGGGUGGCCAGAAAACCCCCAACGAUACGGACCCUCAGAAACACAGAUCUAUUUCCAAAGGGACAAGACUCACAAUGUGAAAGACCUCAUUCGGUCGUUAAUUAAUAAAGCAAAAAGGGUCAUAGCGUUGGUCAUGGACCUCUUCACAGACGUUGAUCUGCUGUGUGACUUGAUGGAGGCCUCGAACAAACGCAAGGUCCCUGUGUACAUUCUCCUGGAUGAGAAGAAUCUCAACUACUUUGUUGACAUGUGUGCAGCACUGGACAUCCAAAACUCUCACCUGGGUAACAUGAGAAUCCGCAGUGUGUGUGGAGAUACAUACUGCACUAAAAGUGGGAAAAAAUUCACCGGGCAGGUCCAGGAAAAGUUUAUGAUUAUAGACUGUGAGGAAGUCAUUGCUGGGUCAUACAGUUUCAGCUGGCUCUCAGCGCAGGUCCACAGCAACAUGGUGAUGCACUUCUCUGGGCAGAUCACUGAGAGCUUCGACCGAGAAUUCCGCUGCCUGUACGCUGACUCUCAGAUCAUUGACUGUUUCCAUAACCCAGAUGAGGAGGAUGUCUCUUACUACCCCAACCCUGUUACUGCGCCCAACAUGGGGCUAGACUUCUUCCCCGAGAGGUCACGGGAUAGGGAGAGGGUUCUGAGUUCAGAGAACUCCAGCAGCCAAUCCAGUUGCAGCAUGUCCAGCAUCAAGGCAGCACCUGGCAUGACCAAUACGGUUUACAAGGUCACUCAAGGUCAUGACAAGAAAGAGACCAGCAACUCUCACCUGAGCCCUGAGAGGAGAGGAGGGGCACUAACUCCCUCCCUUCAUAAUCAAACUGCCCAAGGCACAAGAGGCUCCACCAAUGGGACCAAUCACAGCCCAGUUACAGAGCACGCUUCCUCUGGGAUCGGCCAAUCGGUUGGGAUAGAGUGGUCCAAGUCCAUCCCCACAGAGUUCCGCCAACCAAACGUUGGCGGAACAACGUCCAAGUUUCAAACUCUUGGUUUAUACGACCAAAAGUCAAGCCUCUUCAACAAUAGCCCCAAGACACAGUCUCCAAUGCCGGACAGCAAACUCUCUGCCAAGCAGAGGACUACCUCCAACCCCGUCCUCAACAAGCUCACCGACCUCUUCCUCCCCCCAACCAAGAAGGACUUCCUCCCCACAACUGAGAAGGACACCUACAUCUUCAGGAGGUCUCCUCACAGCACAGCCUUUGGGGGGCCAGACCUCUCCCAGACAGAGCCGGAGAGCGAGCAGACUCCCCCGCCACCGCCCCCCAUGAUAAACCGGAAGGACCAGAAACGCAUGACCUUAGGCCACAGCAAACUUGACCUGGUCAACCACUACAACAAGAUGAAGUCCAAACAGGUGUACAGCAGGUUUGAGUUAAAGAAUAACAACUGAGGCUCUGCUGAGAAAGUACUUUACCUCCCCUACCCACAUCGCACUGGACAUCCAGGAAGCAGAGCACACCUUUUUGCCUUUUGUAGAGAACAUUAUAGCGGAGUGGCAUUUUGUACCUUAAUCCCCCUAUAGGAGUUUAGAGGAGGGUAGAGUACAGCCUGAAUUAGCCUGUUUACACUGAGUUGUAGUGAUAGCUUUUUAGCAUUUGCAUGUAGACAUUGAAGCUGUGGCGGUCCUGCCAAUAAGUGACAUGACAUAUUUUACUUAGGGUCCCCAAAAUGCUAGGGCAUUCAAUGACUGUGUAUUGUGUUCUUAUUUCUGUGUCUUUCACUAGCCAGUAAGGCUUUAAUGAUAUAAUAUUGUAUGAAAUUAGUUGUAAAUGGAGUUUUACUGGGGGUUUUUAAGAUGUGUUUUUACUUUUGAUCACACCUACUCAUUCCAGGGUUGUUCUUUAUUUUUACUAUUUUCAAAUGUACUAUUUUUACUAAUGUAGAAAAUAGUACAAAUAAAGAAAAAAGCUUGAAUGAGUAGGUGUGUCCAAACUUUUGACUGGUACUGUAUAUCUAUAAGUUUAAGUUAGUCUUUUAUAUAUAUAUAUACUUUAGGAUGAUUUGGUGCGAAAAUGAAAUGAGGGACUUCAUCAAAGUGAGGAUAUUAAUAGUGAGAUGUGCAAUGACAUUUUGUUUCAAUAUUUUAUUUAUUUCAUUAAAAUAAUAUACUUGAUUGAGAAAAUGAAUACCGUACUGUUUUAGACAGGGUAGCUGUGGUUCUGAUGUAGUUGUUGAGCACAAUGUGAACUUUCGUUUUAACCAUCGAUCAUGUGUAAAAAGUAGAAUAAAAUGUUUUUGUGUUGUGCCGGGCAUACACUACACGACUUUCCAACAUUGCUGAGCCGCACACAUUAAACAACCGUCCUUCCUCUAGUUUUUUGUCUUGCCAACGUAAUGUUACGCACACUAAACUAUGUGGGACAGACAGACGGUGGUAGGGGUCAAACACUACAAUAUUCUUCACUUGCCACGCUGUCUCGUGAAAACGAUGUGGUUUAGAUUGUUAACAACUAGAACGAGCUGUGGUUCAAAGCAGCCUAAACACAUUUUCAGUCAGAUAUUCACGCUUGCCAUACAAGUUGAAAUAUCUAGCCAAUACAUUUUAAAUUGAUUUACAUUGUCUGUGAACUUCGGAGCUAUAAUGAUUUGCCACUAACUUUGGUUAAAAGUAAGUAUAAACGCAUACUAGUAGUAGUCAUCACUAACGCGACACGUCUUCAUCUCACUGGCAUCUUCUUUGGCAAGCUCUCAUUGACUAUUGCUGAUUACUGUUCUCAAAACUUGUCGUUGCACAUCUCACACUACAAGAGCAUUGCAGAUUUUGUGCGAAUAAAAUUAAACGUUUGAAAAUAUCGGGAUGGCUCAAAGACUGGAUCAGUAUCAGUCGCUCUCAGAUUUUGGUAGCCCUCAGACGGCCGCGCUCCCCGAGUCGGCAACGACAGGAGACAAAAUCCCAAUAUCUCAAGAACUUGUCUUGGACAGCUAAAUCGCACCAAAAUCAUGUAGUGUACGCCCAGCUUUAAAGGUGCAAUAUGCAAAAAUCUCUCUGCAAUGUCCUGAUUGUUAAACUGAAAUUAGGCAAACUAAUAGAAUUGCAUGUGACAAAACAAGCAAUGCAUAAUGUAUAGAAUCAUUGUACCAUCUAAACCACUGUGAAAUAUAUUUUCCAGAACCAAAUAUAUUGUAUUUUCAGCACUUUGAAGCUGGUGUUCGGGAAGCGUAGAAAUAGCGCACAUAGAGCAGAUCUACCGCUUCUUAGACUUGCUUUCAAUGAGAAUGACAGAUCUAUAACUCACAUUUCUAUGUGAAUUUGGUCGGGUCGCCCAAAACGUUAUAUAUUGCAGCUUAAAGAUAUGAGUUUGCAAAUUAAAUAUGUGAACUAGAGUUAGAACUGUUACAAGGGCUAAGAUUAACUGAUUACAGUGUUACUGAAAAUAACAAUUUGCAAUAAAGCUCUUUUUGAUUGGG